AUUUCAGACUUCCGAAAAGCAUUUCAACUUUUUGACAAAGAUGGCAACGGAAAAAUAACCGCCGACGAACUUUUCGACGUCAUGCGAUCUUUGGGUCAGAAACCAAGCGACCGUGAAGUGGAGGCCAUGAUUCAACAAGCUGAUCAAGAUGGUAACUAGUCAGACUUAGACACGUUUACACUCAGGAGAGGGGGCGGGGGGGAUUCCGGUGCGGGGUCAAUCGUCGUUUUGGGGGUUAAAAUUGGAGGCCUUUAGAUUCUGAGAAGGGGAGAAUACGAGAACGAUAUUUUCGAGGGGUAGCUGGCAGCAAGGUCUGGAACCGAGUUUACAUGAUCAAUGUUCACUGGUCUCGUUCUUAGCGUAGUAAACCGCAAAGGACAAAAGCACGACCAGAAGAAAGAGAAACGUAAGCUCCACAUUACCGCGAAAAAAAAAUUGGUUACAGCAAAGAAAGCAACGACCAACAGGACCAAAAGCGAAUUCCUUUCACAGUGUCGAAUCGCUGCGAAGACAAACUUCUUGUUCCCAGCACGUUUCGAGCAUGCUCGCUACAGUUCUCGAAUGAUUGACAGAUUUUUAACUGGGGCGAUCAUGGAAACCGAAAAGCGGCAAGAUCAAAGGCCGUUGCCAGCCACCGCUUGAUCCAUCUUGAUUUUGGCGGGAAAACGUGAUAGCCGUCGUCAUCUGAUUCUACAAGUUAUCAAAUGUUACAAGUUUCAUCAUUUUGCGAUUGGGAGCGAAGCUAGGUCAACCUACUUCACUUCCGGUGGAAAAAAGUACAGUGAUGUUUUCCGGUAUGUGUAUUUUUGGAGGAUACGCAAAAAAAAAAACAACAACAACAACAACAAUUAAAGUCAAUCUCGUUCUCCUACUCGUACUCGUCCUCGAAUCUACAGCUAAAUCUAAAGGUCUGUGCUCUAGUGGAUUUUUAUCACUUAUUGAACACUAUUCUAACUGCAAUCACUGCGGAAACAACUGCGCCCAGCUAAAGCUAAACCUGCACACUAACGAGCAUUAGAAUAUUUUUCCAGAAACCCCUUAGUCCUAAAACAGUUGUGGAAAUUAUGUGAAAAAGAUUACCUAAACCUGUUGUGCAGUGACAACGUUUACGGGAUCUUUUAUUGUAAAACUGUUUAACUUGUUUUGUCAUUUUGUUUUUGUUUUUUGCGCUUCUUUGUUUGUUUGUUUGUUUGUUGUUAACGCUUGUUAAUGCUUGUUUUGAUUAGGCGAUGGGACGAUCGAUUUUUUAGAGUUCCUAGAAGUUAUGGCGAGCAGGAUGGGUGAAAACUCGUUUGAAGAUGACAUGCGAGAGGCUUUUCAAAUGUUUGACCGAGACUGUAAUGGGUAUAUAUCCAAGAGAGAGUUAAAGUUCGUCAUGAUCAGCCUUGGUGAACAGAUUACUGAGGCUGCGGUAGAGAACAUGAUGAAAGAAGUCGACUUGGAUGGUGAUGGCAGAGUAAACUAUGAAGGCGAGUAG
This is a messenger RNA of Porites evermanni, 1477 nucleotides long. NCBI's taxonomy places the organism in Eukaryota, Metazoa, Cnidaria, Anthozoa, Scleractinia, Poritidae. The record is from the annotation of a GenBank genome assembly.